AUGUAUUCCGCAAUAGUGGCGUCUUUAUGUUUCUGUGUGUUGACACCAUUGUCUGCACUUCCUGUUGGCUGUACUUACGAUUCAACACAAAUUCUUUAUACUUGUAGUGCAAGAAGUUGGUCUCUGCCUUUGGCCUACGCUGACUUUGACAGCGUAGAACCACAGCGAAUAGUUUUGGAAGAACUAUCCGGAACAAUAGCAGCAAAUACGUUUUCCGGAUUCACGAGUAUCAACACAGGAAACUUCGAUUCAAAAUAUGUUCCAAGUCUUUAUAUGAUAUGUUAUGCAAACUCUGAUAUUAUUCUAGAUAGUGCUGCUUUUACUGAUUUCUCCUUUAUUGACGAGGUUAAGAUUAUCGAUUGUGGAUUACUAUCGAUUCCAUCGGACGUUUUUUCCGGAUUUGGCGAUGUUAAUUUGUUUCAUAUCACCGGUGGAUCCAUAACUAACAUGCAUCCUGAUGGUUUCAAGGGACUAAAUGUGAAAAAGAUGACCCAAUACAGUGAACCACUCGGAGAAUUCGCCAUCAUAAACUCACAGGUAGUAGGUAGCACAAUGGCAACCGGGGCUCUGUUUAAUUUGCUUGAAGUGGAACGAGUGCGCCUUGAACGUGCACAUUUAAUGGUGCUGCAUGCCGACAUGUUUUCUGCUCUAAAAAAGCUGAAGUACAUCUCUCUAAAUGACAACAUAAUGACUAAACUAGAGACUAAUAUGUUUACAGGCCUAGAUGCAUUGUCUCAAGUGGAUUUGUAUGGAAUCAGCUGGUUCUGCACAUGCGGGUAUCUCUGGUUUAUAGAGUAUUCCAAAGAAAAUAACAUUACCAUUGGCGGGGAUAUCGUUUGCCAAGACCCAGCUGAUUAUUUAAAUAAGAGAGCUACAACAUACUACCAGAGCACGUGUGUCGAGUAUAUCGUAUGUGAUGGUCAGAUCGGUAUAGCGAUGGGAGGAAAUUGUAUGACACUGGUACACAUGCUGACCUAUGGCUUCACACUGAUUGUUUGUAUUUUAUCAUGUGUAGCAUUCGGUUUGACUGUCCAUUCAUACAGGAAAGCGAAAGCUGCCGGGCUGCUUGAAAAGAACGAAGAACCCAGACAAGGCCGGAAGUUAAGUGGUUCUACUUGGAACAAGAUCGAUGAUGAUGGAUCAAAGAGGAAAUCCAACAGGGAUCCAAACAGGAGACGGAGUGAAAAUCAAUCAGAACGAAGGCAUGACCGACGAACACGCGAACCGUCUGAUCCCUCAGAACGAAGAGUAUCACAGAAUAUCCUUAGAUCACCUAGGUCGGAUCCGUCGAUCCAUAAUUUUGAUUUUUAGCUCUAUCUUAAAAAUUUAACAACUGAAUACAGAUAAUACUUGGAAUUUGAAGCUUGAUAUUUAGCUACGCUAAAACCUUUGUUUUAUUUAGUUAAUGCAUAUAAACUAUGUUCGUUUCAGUAAAUAUUUAUAAAUCUAUUACGAAUCAUAUGGCAUUGCGUUCUUU
Molecule: messenger RNA, 1477 nt
Organism: Mytilus californianus (California mussel)
Lineage: Eukaryota; Metazoa; Mollusca; Bivalvia; Mytilida; Mytilidae
Exons: 3
Coding region: 1-1311 (436 amino acids)
Biological process (GO): cell surface receptor signaling pathway
Cellular component (GO): glutamatergic synapse; postsynaptic density; plasma membrane
Molecular function (GO): protein binding
Source: RefSeq, a predicted model, not a curated record